CCUUUCUCGAAGAAUCUCUCUAUUAAAUUAGUGUUUGCACGUCAGACACGAACAUACUUCGACGCCAAGUUUAUAAUUCAGAGACUCCAGAGCGCCUGAACACCAUGAGUCAUUCCUGUCCUGCACUAAUUGCCCCAUCACUACUAUCGUGUGAUUUGGCAAAUAUUGCCACCGAUGCCAAACAAAUGUUGGACAUGGGGGCGGAUUGGUUGCACAUGGAUAUCAUGGACGGCCAUUUCGUUCCGAAUUUAUCCUUUGGUCCACCGGUAAUUGCUAGUUUACGGGAAGCUAUUAAAGAUGCCUACAUUGACUGUCAUUUGAUGGUUAGCGCACCGUUCAAAUGGGUAGCACCUAUGAAAAAGGCGGGAUGUACAUCAUUUACCUUCCAUUUGGAAAGUGAGAUGCCCGAAGGGGGAGUUCCCGCUAUGAUUGAGAUGGUCAAGGACGCGGGUAUGAAAGUCGGUAUGGUGAUCAAACCAGGAACUCCAAUUGAAAACCUGGACCCUUUUAUACCCGAUAUUGACAUGGUGUUGAUUAUGACAGUAGAGCCCGGUUUCAGCGGUCAAUCAUUUAUGGCGGACAUGAUGCCGAAGAUCAAGUAUCUUCGCUCGAACUACCCGAAUUUGAACAUUCAAGUUGAUGGCGGCGUAAGCCCUUCCACCAUUGACGCUGCGGCCGAAGCUGGAGCUAACGUAAUCGUUGCUGCUAGUGCUAUUUUUGGUUCGGACGAUCGGCAAGGAGUCAUUAAUGCUUUGCGCGCUGGUGUCGAAAAGUACCAAACUGAGUAGGCAAGUUAAAUUUAUAGAGAAUGUGUAGUUCUUUUUCAACAAACGCC
This is a messenger RNA of Phaeodactylum tricornutum CCAP 1055/1, 835 nucleotides long. RefSeq names its product ribulose-phosphate 3-epimerase (gene RPE2). The record is from RefSeq and is a predicted model, not a curated record. Gene Ontology annotation, molecular function: D-ribulose-phosphate 3-epimerase activity; metal ion binding. The coding region runs from base 105 to 788 and encodes 227 amino acids. NCBI's taxonomy places the organism in Eukaryota, Bacillariophyta, Bacillariophyceae, Surirellales, Neidiaceae. The transcript has a single exon. Gene Ontology annotation, biological process: carbohydrate metabolic process; pentose-phosphate shunt, non-oxidative branch; pentose-phosphate shunt. Gene Ontology annotation, cellular component: cytosol.